Messenger RNA from Tilletiaria anomala UBC 951, 725 nucleotides. RefSeq lists its product as uncharacterized. The record is from RefSeq and is a predicted model, not a curated record. Lineage: Eukaryota; Fungi; Basidiomycota; Exobasidiomycetes; Georgefischeriales; Tilletiariaceae. The transcript has a single exon. Bases 348 to 545 code for a protein of 65 amino acids.
UCAUGGCGACCAGAGCGAAUACUGUAUGAAGGGUAGUCGGUGGGGAGACAGGCGUAUACAUGUCGUAAUAAUUCAUUCCUUCGAUCUGCGAGAAGCCACUAGCCACUAGUCUUGAUUUAGGCCGGUACACGUUACUAUCGCCAUUGCAUUUGGUUGUAAAUACCUAUUUGCGUCCACGGCUCGACUUCCCGAUGGUAGUUUUACCUCAGCCCAUGUUGUGUUGUUCUUGAGGCCAUCGAGUUUAAGCUUGAUUGCCAUCUCACACUUGUCAGCAUUGUCAAUUCCGAAGGCUUCCGUGUAAGUGAGAGGCUCUGCUGAAUCGGAGGCGAUGAUGGAUUGUAAGUAGGAUGACCCUACGCGCUAGACCUCGCAGGAGCCUUGCUGACAUGAGUCGACCAUUCUCAAAUUGGGUACUUGGCGCUCUUGUGAGGGUUGCUCCUCCUUGGGUUGUUAUGUUUGCGUCUGUUGCCGUGACAGCCUCUGUCCCUCAUCGACAGGAUUGGCUGGCGUGUGCUCUGGCGCGGCUGGUCCGGGAGUAUUACUAGUAGUGACUUUGCAGCCGGUGGUUUCUUCCAUUUUUCGUCAGUGAAGCGGGCCUGUCCGGUGUCUCGAUGGCCUCGCGUAUCGAAACCGGGGGACUUGCUUAAGGCUGAUAAUCCAGACAGGAUACAUCAUGGCACAGUCGUACCCGGCGAGGGUGCCCUUGGCUACACGCUCGUCCAAUU